Messenger RNA from Cataglyphis hispanica, 844 nucleotides. Its product is annotated as coiled-coil domain-containing protein 115-like. NCBI's taxonomy places the organism in Eukaryota, Metazoa, Arthropoda, Insecta, Hymenoptera, Formicidae. The transcript is spliced from 2 exons. Gene Ontology annotation, biological process: vacuolar proton-transporting V-type ATPase complex assembly. Gene Ontology annotation, cellular component: extrinsic component of endoplasmic reticulum membrane. Bases 231 to 734 code for a protein of 167 amino acids. The record is from RefSeq and is a predicted model, not a curated record.
UAGGUAGAUCUUUACUUUACCAACCCAGAGUCAAUUGAAGAAGAACUUGUGACAUAUAAAGAUAUUUAAAUGUUUUUAAAAGAAAAUAAAAAUCUUAAGAGAAAAACAGUUGUGUGAUUUGUCAGGAAAACGAACAAGACAAUAUCUAUCAAAGAGAAAAAUCAACAUUUGCAAAAUCUUCUUUCCUUACGUCUAUUGACAAAUAUAAAGUGGGAUAUCACCUGACUAGCAUGAGUAAAAAUAUAGAUGCCUUGUCAGAGGAGAUCGACGAGUUGCUAUUACGUAAGUUAGAAUUAAUGGAAGAAAAGGUUCGUGGAAAUGUUCAAAUGGAAACAUUGUUGAAAGAUGGCCAUAUUGAGUUAGCUAAAGCGAAAUAUAUUCGUGGAAAGGAAAACAUCAGUAUUCUACAGGUUCCAAACAACGAAGACACAGUCACAUCUUUAUUUGACUUGGAAACUAAUGUGAUAAAUGAUAAUGAUGACAUUGUGGUGUCUUUUGACAUAAGUUUAAAAAAAUCUAGCAAUGAGACAGAUGAACCAAUAGAUCCUGUAAAAUGGUUCGGAGUACUGGUCCCACAAAAUUUGAAAAACAGUCAGAAACGCUUUCAGGAAUCUAUCUAUCUUGCCACAAAGAUAGCAAAUGUACAAGCAGAACUUGCUUCUGUGCUCUCCAAGCUUAAGACAUUACAUAUCCAAAAGGAUAGUUUAUGUUCUCCAAAUGAUAUUAAAACUUAGUUAAUAAACAAACAUUUACAAAUUGUAUUAUAAUUUACAGUUUAAUAUUUAAAUUUAUAAGAAUAAUAUUACAUUAUAUGUCAAACUAUAAAUAAAUCUAAUUGACAAAA